This is a messenger RNA of Trifolium pratense (red clover), 2016 nucleotides long. RefSeq names its product carboxyl-terminal-processing peptidase 3, chloroplastic-like. The record is from RefSeq and is a predicted model, not a curated record. The coding region runs from base 240 to 1766 and encodes 508 amino acids. Gene Ontology annotation, biological process: proteolysis. The transcript is spliced from 12 exons. NCBI's taxonomy places the organism in Eukaryota, Viridiplantae, Streptophyta, Magnoliopsida, Fabales, Fabaceae. Gene Ontology annotation, molecular function: protein binding; serine-type peptidase activity; endopeptidase activity.
AUGAAGAUGCGUAAACGCAAGCAGAGAACAGAGGAUCUGAGAAGCAAACAUGACCACAACACAACCGAAGAAGAUUCACGUAGGGUCCGCAUACUACAAGUGUCAAGUGCAGCAACACAUAACACAUAGUACAUACAUAACCGUCACCACCAAACCAACUUCAAAAUCAAAAUAAUAAAAACUAUGAUUUAGUUCGUUUUGUAAAAGAUCAAUUGAACUGAAAAGAAAGAAGAAAAAAAAUGAUGAAAAACAUAGGUUACAAUUUGAGUUUGGAUGUUAAAGCUGGAAUUAAUAUUCCAUCUAAUAAAGUAGCAAAACUGAAUUUGGUAGGUUUUGUUCCUGGAAGAUUAUUAUUAUGUUUACCUACGACAACAACAGCAAUAUGGAAGAGGAAGAAAGUUGAAGAGAUGAAGUUGAAAAAUGAGGUUGAAGUUGCUGUAAAAAGUGCUUUUGGAUUUGGGUUUUCUGCUGCUCUUUCAUUCUGUAUUUUCUGUCACGCGCCAACUGCUCUCGCUCAAUCACUUACCGUCGCUUUUCCCGUUUCACGCGCACCUGAGGUAAAUGCAGUUCAAAGAACUCUUGUUGAAGCAUGGGGUUUGAUUCGGGAAACAUUUGUUGAUCCUACAUUUAAUCAUCAAGAUUGGGAUAUGAAGUUGCAGCAAACAAUGGUGGAAAUGUUUCCUUUGAACUCGGCUGAUGCAGCUUACACAAAAAUCAGUGGAAUGCUUUCUACCCUUGGAGAUCCUUUCACUAGAAUUAUCAGUCCAAAGGAGUAUCAAGGAUUUCGAAUCGGAAGUGAUGGAAACUUACAAGGAGUCGGCCUCUUCAUAAAUGUUGAACCAAGAACAGGACAUUUGGUUGUUUUGUCAUGCAUAGAAAACAGUCCAGCUGCUCGUGCCGGUAUUCAUCAAGGAGAUGAAUUGGUUGAAAUAAAUGGAGAGAGACUUGAUGGCAUCGAUAGUGAAGGUGCAGCGCAGAGGCUUAGAGGGAAUGCUGGAACAACUGUCACAGUAAAGGUCAAAGACUCGAGCAGAAACUCUUAUAUCCGAGAGGUUAAACUUCCAAGAGAGUAUAUGAAGCUCUCUCCAAUAUCCAGUGCUAUCAUCCCUCACAAAUCAUCAGAAGGGCAGGUGAUAAAAACCGGCUAUGUGAAAUUGUCAACCUUCUCUCAGAGUGCUGCAGAAGACAUGCAGAAUGCUAUCCAGAAAAUGAAAAAUCAAGGAGUACACUCAUACAUACUUGAUCUCCGGAACAAUCCCGGGGGUUUGGUAAAAGCAGGCCUUGAUGUUGCUCAGAUGUGGUUAGAUGGAGACGAGACUCUUGUAAAUACGAUUGAUAGAGAUGGGAAUAUGUCACCUAUUAAUAUGAUCAAUGGACAUGCUAUAACACAUGAUCCACUUGUAGUGAUUGUCAAUGAGGGAAGUGCAAGUGCCAGUGAAAUUUUAGCUGGGGCAUUACAUGAUAAUGGUCGAGCUAUUCUUGUGGGGCGCAAAACAUUUGGUAAAGGAAAGAUUCAGAGUGUCACUCAGUUACAUGAUGGUUCAGCCCUCUUUGUUACAGUUGCAAAAUAUGUAUCACCAGCCCUUCAUGACAUAGAUCAGGUCGGGAUAACGCCAGACGUUCAGUGCACAACAGAAAUGCUUAAUUCACCAAAGGAAAUAUCAACCAAAGAUAAGACAUCAAUCUCAUCUCUUGAAGCAGAUUCAUGCAUUAUGGUAGCUGAACAUGAGUUGGAUAUGAAGGAGUCCAAAGGGACUGUUUCUUGAUCAUUGCAUUGUCUUUUUAUCUCAUUUUCUUUUCAAUGUUAGAAACUUGAAAGGAAAGUUAGCUUAGUGCUACUAAUUUGUACAAUGUUACAUUAUGAUAGUUAUCAUCAGUAUAUAAAAUAGAAAAAACAGAUUGUAUAUAUCAUUCAAUAGAAUAAUAGAAAACUUCUGUAUUGUAGACUUGUAGUAUAAAAACUUCAUUCAGUUUGUCCUAAUUCAAUAUUUUAUGACAAUGUUUUAUUUUAUUUUA